Messenger RNA from Rhinichthys klamathensis goyatoka, 1931 nucleotides. RefSeq lists its product as uncharacterized. The transcript has 6 exons. Gene Ontology annotation, molecular function: GTPase activity; GTP binding. NCBI's taxonomy places the organism in Eukaryota, Metazoa, Chordata, Actinopteri, Cypriniformes, Leuciscidae. The record is from RefSeq and is a predicted model, not a curated record. Bases 249 to 878 code for a protein of 209 amino acids.
AAUCAACAUGCUUUUUCUGUGUGCCAUGCCUUUGACACUUGUUGUUGCUACUAGGCUGCAACUUUAAGAAACAGGUAAUGGCCACUUCGUAACCUGAUCAGAGGCUUUAAUAAAUGAUGGAGCAGUAUCUGGGUUCACUAUUGCCACGGUUGUUGCUGUUUGCAUUUCCAAGGACAGAACGCAGCUGAACAAAGAUAAUCGAGCUAAAAACACUUUUGUACAGCAUUCUGUGAUCAAUUAACCAGAAGAUGAAUCCUGAGUAUGACUACCUGUUCAAAUUGCUGCUGAUUGGGGACUCUGGUGUGGGAAAGUCAUGUUUACUCCUACGGUUUGCUGAUGACACCUAUACAGAGAGCUACAUCAGCACUAUUGGGGUUGAUUUCAAAAUCAGAACUAUUGAAAUGGAGGGGAAGACUGUCAAACUGCAGAUUUGGGAUACAGCAGGGCAAGAGCGAUUUCGAACAAUAACAUCCAGCUAUUAUCGAGGGGCUCAUGGGAUUAUAAUUGUCUAUGAUGUCACUGAGCAGGAGUCUUUCAACAAUGUGAAGCAAUGGUUAGAAGAAAUUGAUCGCUAUGCAUGUGAAAAUGUCUCCAAGUUGCUAGUCGGUAACAAGUGUGACCUUUCCUCAAAAAAGGUGGUAGACUUUACCACAGCAAAGGAAUUUGCUGAGUCACUCAAAAUUCCAUUCCUGGAGACAAGUGCCAAGAACGCAAACAACGUAGAGAAGGCAUUUUUAACAAUGGCCUCUGAAAUCCAGAAGAGGAUCGGGACAGAGCGUGUUCAGAAUGAAACUGUUAAAAUGGGAUCCAAAAUAAACAGUGCCCCCCUAUGGCCAGGUGGAGAGAAGUCAGCUGAGGAGGUCAGCUCUUGUUGCUAGUACUCAAUAUCAUUAAAAUUCAGGGUAAUAUGAAAAUCCUUAUUUUUUGUUUAUCGUUCUGUGUUUUUGUUCCUUCUUUUCUUUCUUUUUCAUUUUAAAUGUAAAAUAAGCCAUUGACUUUAUGUUUGCACAUCCAGCUAAUGAAGAUGCAUUUGGAAAUGUUUCCGGAUAUCAUUUUCUGAUCACGCAUGCAUUGUUUUAGGUUAAAUGCUCUUUCAUCCUUUUGGUGAUGGAAAAAAACUAUAAACAUACACUACUUUCAAAAGUUAGGGGUCUUUAAGUUUAUUAAAUGUUUUUGAAAGAAGCUUCUUAUGCUUAUAAGGCUGUAUUCAUUUGAUAAAAAAAAAACAGUAAAAUCAGUAAUAUAGUGAAAUGUUAUUACAAUUUAAAAUAACUGUUUUACACUUUAAUAUAUUUUUAAAUAUAAUUUAUUCCUGUGAUGGCAAACCCGAAUUUUCAGCAGCUAUUACUUCAGUGUCACAUGAUUCAUCAGAAAUGAAUCAAAUAUGAUUUUGCCUAAUAUAUUUGUGGAAACCGUGAUACUUUUUUUUUCAGUAUUCUUUGAUAAAUUGAAAGUUUGAAAGAACACCAUUAAUUUAAAAAUAGAUUUUGUUUUUAUAAAAGAAUAGAAGUUUUUGUUUUUGCCUCUUUUGAUCAGUAUAGAUGAAUAAAAGUAUUAAUUUAUUAAAUCUUUCUGACCCCAAACUUUAGCAUGUUUGCAUUGUAGUGUAUAAAUGUCUGAUACUAUCACCUAUUUUUAAAAUAAACAGUUCUAUGAAAUCUAAGAGAAGUUCAGCUUAAAAUAUAUUUACUUUUCAAUUUCUCAAAAAAUAAAAAUGUAUUUCUCUUUUUCUGAGUAUAGAAGCACCUUCUGAUUGUAUUGAGCUUCAUUUAUAUGGUAAUCAAGCAAUUAUGCACUCUCACUGUGCAGUGCAUAUACAGAAGCUUUUGCACUGCAAGCGAAAUGAACACUCACAUCAACCAUGUGCUAAUUAUUACAUGUGCAGAUAUAGCACUGGUCCAACAGUUGUUGUGCAUUGCAAUACAUGUGUC